AGAGCAAUAAGGGAGCAUUGACUAGGGUAAAAAUACCACAUAGAAUCCCCCUCCGUCAGUCCUACUCUUACGUUCCUCCUGGCGCGGAAUCCGCUUCUUGCACCCCUCCUCUUGCCAGUUCCACCGCUCCCCCUUCGACUAGGAGCCUCGUCGACUAGUAGCGGCCUCGUGCCGGGUUGCAGAGCGAACCGGCCGGGUGAACCGGCCAAGUGAAGUGCCGGCCUGAACGAACAGCCGGCCAAUUGAGUUGUCCCCAUAUCGCUUUCGUCUGACUGAUUGCCUGCAGCACAGCACCUCCGCAAGACCCGCCUGUUCACGCCAAGCGGGGCUGCGUUCCGCCUCAGUGCCAUCCUCUGCUGCUGCUGCUGCUGCCGCAACCACGUUCACUGUUGCGCGUGGCAGCAGGCAUGGGGGCUCUGUGCUGCUGCCCGCGGCUGGAGGACUUUGACGAGGUGGGGGGGUACGGCUCCUCUGGGCGAGCUGGCAACAGCGGCCGCAUGGGAGGAGGGGGGGGAGGAGCAGGAGGAGGGGGAGGAGGGGCUGUUUCUCGGUGCCUGCUGUUGCAGCAGUGUUUGUGUUUGCACUGCCUCGUUCGCUGGCUGCUUCAGUCCUACGUCAGGGUCCGUGCUCAAAUCGAUGGGCGUCCCCCUCCCGACCCGUCAGACCCCUCCUCCUCCUCCACGCCCCUGCACGGCCCCUCUCCCUCCUCCCCUUCCUCCUCCUCCUCCUCUGCUAUCCCCUCCUACUCCUCCUCCUCCCCCUCUCACCACCACCACCACCACCAUGGAAGCACCUUCUCCUCCUCCCCGUCCCCCUCCUCUUCCUCGUCUCGCUCCCUACCAUCUUCUUCCUCUGAGCCGUUUCCAGAUACGUUCCGUGCUCCUGCUCCCCCUCUUCCCUUCUCCUAUGACAUGGGGGGGGCGCAUUCCAGGGAUGCUGGUUGGCCGAGAUGGGGCGGCAGGGGAGGGGGCGGAGGGGGCGGAGGGGGUGGAGGGGGUGGAGGGGGAGGGUUGGGAGAGGAUUCCAGUGUGGGGGAGAGUAGAUGGGAGAAGGGGGGGCGUGGAAGUGGGUUUGGUGCGUCUGGUGGCGCUGCUGCUGCAGAAUUUGGUGCUGCCGCUGCCGGGAGCAGUGAGAGAAUGUGCUUGACAGGAAAAGAUAGCGCCCCAACUGGGUCUGUCAACAGCAGCGGUGGCAGCAACAACAACAACAGCAGCAGCAGUAUUCGUGGCGAGACUCUUGACUCCCGUCCCCCCUCCGUUCCGUUUCUACAGAGACGGGUGGCAGCAGCUGCGGCUGCCGCUGCUGCAGCAGCCGCUGCGGCUGGUUCCGCUGCUGCUUCGGCUGCUGCUGCAGCUGCUGCCGCCGCUGCUGGUGCUGCUGCCGGUGCUGCUGCCGGUGUGGCAGGUGACGAUAGGGGGGACAGGGACAGCUCGAGGGUACCUCUUAUGCGCUCCAGGCAUGAAUCAAGCUCAACUGCUAGUGCUUCUGGUAGUAGUGGUGGUGGUGAUGUUGCUGCUGCUCGUGGUGGUGGUGGUGGUGGUGGUGGCGGUGGUGGUGGUAUGGGUGGGUCAUUGUCGUUCUCUCCAACAUCCAUGUCUCCAUUCCAGGUUGAAAGCCCUGGUAUGUCUGGCAUGGCGUUUUUGCCAGGGACGGAGGGGUUUCCCAGUGCUGCUGAUGGUGGUGGUAGCGGUGGUGCUAUUGGUGCUGGUGGUGCUAGUGCUGCCAAUGGGGGCAAUGGCAGUGGGGGCAGGGGAGGAGGGGGCAGUGGUGCUGGUGGCGGCAGUGGUAAUACAGGUGACAAAACGUUUGGGGCAGCGGCAGUGGCAGCGGCAGCGGCAGCAGCAGCAGCGCCAUCGUCUGCUUUGUCGUGGUACCUCUCUCGGGUAGCAUCGUCCACGUCCCUUGCAGAUGAGGACUGCUGCCCCACCUGCCUGGAAGCCUACACGGAGGACAACCCGCGCAUCAGCACUGAAUGCGGCCACGACUUCCACCUGGGGUGCAUCUACGAGUGGAUGGAGCGGUCGAACCUCUGCCCCGUGUGCAGCAAGGAGAUGCAGUUCAGUGAGUUCAUGGCUUGACAGAGUGUGUCUCCACUCGCAUCCCCUGUGCUCCGUCAAGAGUUCUACCGAGGUGCAUCAUAGCAUGUGCUACAUCCAUCUGUACACUUCCUCGGGCGGCGGUGCCAUGUAUCAUACUACGGACCGGAAUCCAACACAUGAUACAACUGUGCUGUGGGCACGAGAGCACCAAGACGUGUAAUGGAAACACCACCUGUAUCCUGCCAAAUACUUGGUUUUGGCCUACCUAGAGGGUGACAUUUCCCCGCGGAGACAUGUUUCUCCAACACCUGCUAUUCAUUGCCUUGUUGUACAUAGUUACAGGUCGAGAAGAGGUGCAUAUUCGUGUAUGAAUGGACGUGCUAACAUAGGAUAUGGGAUGACUUUUGCGUAUGUGCCAUGCGCUCAACAAUAAUGAGGUAUAUGAGAA
This is a messenger RNA of Closterium sp. NIES-67, 2487 nucleotides long. Lineage: Eukaryota; Viridiplantae; Streptophyta; Zygnematophyceae; Desmidiales; Closteriaceae. The record is from the annotation of a GenBank genome assembly.